Messenger RNA from Amaranthus tricolor (Joseph's coat), 3669 nucleotides. Its product is annotated as pentatricopeptide repeat-containing protein At1g15510, chloroplastic. Bases 84 to 2690 code for a protein of 868 amino acids. The transcript is spliced from 3 exons. Gene Ontology annotation, cellular component: intracellular membrane-bounded organelle. Gene Ontology annotation, molecular function: RNA binding; protein binding; zinc ion binding. The record is from RefSeq and is a predicted model, not a curated record. Lineage: Eukaryota; Viridiplantae; Streptophyta; Magnoliopsida; Caryophyllales; Amaranthaceae. Gene Ontology annotation, biological process: RNA modification.
UUAAGGCAAACUAAGAUAUUAAACAAUUUACAACCUCAUCCAAAAAUCAGAGCGCGCAGUCAAAGCUCUGAUUUUUCCCAACUAUGGCGGUCUCCUCUAAAACUCUGCCAAUUCCUCCAUCACCAGAUUCCCAAAACCCUCUCCAUAACAACACCCAUAAACCCAAAAUCCUUUCUUUCAAUCUCCACAACCAAACCCAUCACCAUUCUCUUAAGAAACUUUCUCAAUUCUCUGUUCUAAACACUGAUUCUAGUAAUUCAAACACCCUCAACUUUAGCUUACGUAUAACUGAAUUAUGCUUCAAUGGAAGUUUAAAUGAAGCAUUAAAGCUCCUAGAUUCAGCAAUAGGACUCAAUCUUCCCGUUGAAAAUGAUGCCUUUAUUGCUCUGCUUAAGCUAUGUGAGUGGAAGAGAGCAGUAAAUGAAGGUUUACAGGUUUAUUCACAUAUCUGUAGCUCCAUGACAAUGAAAAGUUUUGAAGUUCGUUUAGGAAAUGCACUUUUGAGCAUGUUUGUAAAGUUGGGUAAUCUAAAUGAUGCUUGGUAUGUGUUUGGAAAAAUGGAGGAAAGGGAUUUGUUUUCAUGGAAUGUAUUGGUUGGUGGGUAUGCAAAAAAUGGGUUCUUUGAUGAGGCUUUAAAUUUGUAUCAUAGAAUGUUGUGGGUUGGUGUUAAGCCUGAUGAGUAUACUUUCCCUUGUAUUUUGAGAACUUGUGGGGGAAUACCUGAUUUGUUAAGGGGUAGGGAGGUUCAUGUUCAUGUAUAUAGAUAUGGGUUUGAGUCUAAUAUUGAUGUGCUUAAUGCUUUGAUUACAAUGUAUAUGAAAUGUGGUGAUAUUUUUAGUGCACGUUUGGUGUUUGAUAAAAUGCCUAAAAGAGAUAGGAUAUCAUGGAAUGCUAUGAUUUCAGGGUGUUUGGAAAAUGGAGAGUGUUUGGAGGGGUUAGGAUUGUUCUUGAUUAUGCGCAAAGCUGGGGUUUAUCCGGAUUUGAUGACAAUGACGAGUGUAGUAUCGGCUUGUGAGCUUGCGGGUGAUGAAAGGAUUGGGAGGGAGGUUCAUGGGUAUAGUAUAAUCAGUGGUCUUAGUGUUGAAGUUUCAGUUUGUAAUGCAUUAAUCCAAAUGUAUUCAGGUACUGGGAAUCUGGUUGAAGCAGAAAGAAUUUUUGCUAGUAUGAAUUAUAAAGAUGUGGUGACAUGGACCUCAAUGAUAUCUGGUUAUCAAGAUAAUGGUUUUCCUGAAAAAUCUGUGGAGACUUAUAAAUUAAUGGAGAUUGAAGGUAUCUUGCCAGAUGAAAUCACUAUUGCUAGUGCCAUAUCCGCGUGUGCUUCAUUGAGUCUUCUGGAUAUGGGUAUGAAACUUCAUGAUUUAGCUGUUAGAACUGGAUAUAUUUCAUAUGUGAUAGUUUCCAAUACUCUUAUUGAUCUGUACUCUAAGUGUAGAUGUAUUGAUAAGGCUUUGGAAGUGUUCCACCAAAUUAAAGAGAAAAAUAUAAUAUCAUGGACUUCUAUAAUCUCUGGACUUCGUCAAAAUAACAGGAGCUUUGAGGCGAUAUUUUUCUUUCGAUUCAUGAAACUUUCUUUGAAACCUAACUCUAUCACUUUGGUUGCUGCCCUUUCGGCAUGUAGUAGGAUUGGAGCUUUUAAGUGUGGAAAAGAGAUCCAUGCAUAUGCCUUAAGAACCAUGUUGGCUUUUGAUGGAUAUGUACCAAAUGCAGUCUUAGAUAUGUAUGUUAGGUGUGGAAGGAUGGAACUUGCAUGGAAUCAGUUUAAUGGAUGCUGCAAUGAUAUUGCUGCAUGGAAUAUCAUGCUCACUAGUUUUGCAGACAGAAAGCUGGGGGUACUUGCUGUGGAAUUCUUUCAUAAAUUCUUAGAUUCAGGUAUAGAGCCAGAUGACAUUACAUUUAUAUCAUUACUCUGUGCUUGUAGUAGAUCCGGUCUGGUGGCUGAAGGGCUGGAGUAUUUUGACAACAUGGAGAACAAAUAUCAUGUUUCACGGAAUUUGAAGCAUUAUGCGUGCGUAGUGGAUUUGCUUGGGCGUGCUGGUAAUUUGGACGAUGCCUAUGCAUUCGUUCGGAAAAUGCCUUUUAAGCCAGAUCCAGCGAUAUGGGGAGCAUUAUUGAAUGCUUGUAGGAUUCAUCAGAAUGUUGAGCUUGGAGAACUUGCAGCACAAAAAAUCUUUGAAGUUGAUAAGGAGAGUAUUGGAUAUUACGUACUUUUAUGUAAUUUGUAUGCUUUCUGUGACAAAUGGGAUGAACUUGCUAGACUGAAAAAGACAAUGAGGGAGAGAGGUCUAAUCGUUGAUCCGGGAUGUAGUUGGAUAGAAGUGAAGGGGAAAGUACAUGCAUUCCUCAGCAAUGAUGAGUCUCAUCCCGAGAUAAAAGAAGUGAAUGCCGUACUGAAAGCCUUUUAUGAGAAAAUGGAAACCGCUGGAGUGAACGAGGCUGAGGACCUAGCUGAAAGUCCUUCAAAGGCUGAGGUAUUCUGUGGCCAUAGUGAAAGACUGGCCAUAGCAUUUGGUCUUAUCAAUACUGCCCCAGGAACUCCUAUUUGGGUCACAAAGAAUCUAUACAUGUGCAAAAGCUGUCAUAAUGUUGUAAAGUUUAUUUCCAAAAAUGUCCGGAGAGAAAUAUGUGUUAGGGAUACUGAACAAUUUCAUCACUUCAGGAAUGGUGUUUGCUCCUGUUGUGAUGAGGGCUAGAAAGAAAUACACUAGUUAUACCCUCAGGAACUUGUACUUGUACAUGUAAUGACUUCACACUUGUCUCAAUAUGCUGCACUUUUAAAGACUUCCUUUGCUUGUAAGUGGUUGUAACGGGCUAGGGAUUGUGGGUGAGCCGAUACUGUCUACAUCUAGCUCAUAUAUUCUACGAAUCUUUGCUAGCGGCGAACCUUGCUACCUUCAAUUUUGGAAAUGGCUUUUGUUACCCGAGCUGAUUACUACAUUGGGACGAUGUAACAAAUAGGUGCAUAUAUGGUGGUAACCCGAGCUCUUCUGUAUUUCUAUAAUUCAACGUUCCCCAUCGAUCCCAAAGCACUGCAUUUAGGCCUCGACAGUCCACCACUCUUACAUGUCGAAGUGGUGAUCUUUGUUUGCAUCAAUAUUCAAGCUGACAGAAUUCGUAAAGGUAAACAGACUUGUUUUUUCUCGACUCUUGUUGAAUUCGACACUUCCUUUAACCUUCGAGUCAGAAUAGAUGUUGCAACAAGACCACCCUCUUCAUAUGAACAACACAAGGUUGAUGCUGGGAACAAUGCUGAGAACACAAGCAAUGAAGACACAAGCAUUGAAGCUCAACCUAGCCCAGCCCAAGCAAAUGAAGCUGAUGAACAAAGAGCUGAGGAACAAUUACUCAGUACUAUGAAUAUACAUGAUACAACCUUAAGGAAAGCAUACAUAGUUCUGUAUCUGGAAGAGGAGGAAUAAGGAACAACUUGGUGUUACCAAACGCAAACAGAAGACCCAGCACAAAAGGCCCAGCAGACCUUCAAUCUUUCUGUAUAAGGCUUUUGUUUUCUGUUAUAGCCGUUAAGAUUUAAGCGCUUUUUUCUUGAUUGUUAUAGCCGUUAGAGGAUGAAAGCCAAAUCUAUAAAUAAGGCUCUCCUCACAAAUUGUAUGCAGUUCAUUCAUUCAUCAACGUUUAUAGUAAUUCAAUUCAGAGAACAAAGUGUUUGUUUCA